Pecten maximus is the source of this 1735-nucleotide messenger RNA. Its product is annotated as crystal protein-like. The transcript is spliced from 5 exons. The record is from RefSeq and is a predicted model, not a curated record. Lineage: Eukaryota; Metazoa; Mollusca; Bivalvia; Pectinida; Pectinidae. Bases 65 to 1678 code for a protein of 537 amino acids.
CUAUUUACAUCACUGUAAUGAUUACUAGUUACUGAGAAUCGUGUAUUUACUUUCACUGAAAAAAAUGAAAAUCUGCAUAACUGUUGUGAUGCUCAUCAUUGGGGUGACGAGCGGCGAUACCGAUGUUGUUAUACAAACUAAGCAAGGUAAACUGACAGGAGUGAAAACCGAAAGUAACCUCAAGUUCCUCGGAAUCCCGUACGCAGAGCCACCUACCGGCAAGUUAAGAUGGGUGGAUCCAGUGGUACGGUCACCAUGGACACCAGCCGUAUACGACGCAACCAAGUUGAAGCCCGGAUGUCCACAGAAAGGAUGUUUCGACAUGAACCCAGCGUUCGUUUGUCCAACAGAGGUAUCAGAGGACUGUCUGUACCUAAACGUGUUUGCCCCAGUCACUGCCAAUAGUUCAUCUCCGAACAUCCCUGUUCUAGUCUACAUCCACGGCGGCAAUUUUGUCCAUAUGAGUUCCAACGCUGUGCUGUUUGACGGUUCCGUACUGUCUGCGAAUGGAGAGAUCAUUGUAGUCACCUUAGACUACAGACUAGGUGCUCUAGGAUUCCUAGUAACUGCUCCAUCAAACACAGCACCAGGAGCCAAGGGUAACUAUGGCAUAUUGGACCAGCGUAUGGCACUCAAGUGGGUCAAGGACAACAUCCGGGACUUCGGUGGAGAUCCUGACAAGGUAACCUUAAGUGGACAGAGCGCAGGCGCACAGUCAGCGGUGAUACACAUGAUGACCCCACAGAGUUCCCAAUACUUCCGUAAUGUGAUCAUAGAGAGCUCUCCGUUUAGCAUCCCCUACAAGACCCGGAUCGAGGCUUUGUACCUUGGCGACCUACUGGCUGACGGUCUUGGUUGUCCCCGGGGUGAUAUAAGCUGUAUGGCAUCAAAAUCGGCAGAUGACAUAGCAACAGUACAACAUACAAUUCGCACAGACCCAACAUCAAUCAAACUUCUGGACUUCUUUGAGCCUCUCGGACCAUUCGUAGACGGAGAUGUCGUCCCUUAUCAACCACUAGAGGCGAUGAAUCGCGGCAUCUUGAAAGACAUACCAAUAUUGAUAGGGACAACUUCCGAGGAGACCCGAAUAUAUAUAUACGAAGCUUGGAAGAAAAACAUGACGGUACCUUUAUACUCUGCGGCACUUCUCGGAACUUUCGGUCCAAGUAAUAUCGCGGGAGUGCUGAAGAUGUAUCCUCCUGUCCACGUAAAGGAUGAGAGAGACGACUUACAACAUGCUAGUACAGAUUUCAUAUUUAGCUGCUCCAAGCGAAAUUUCUCAAGAAUAGCUAUUGAACAAAACAAAAAUGAUGUCUUUAAUUACGUUUUCGACCACGCGUUCUCGUUUGAUGGUUGGGGUCCAAAUUUCACGUGUUGCAAGAAUCAUGUGUGUCACGGAUCUGAGAUCCCGUAUAUGUUUCAGCCUGCUUUGAAAAACAUGACAUUGAAUGCUGAUGAAAAAAUAAUGGCAGAUGCAUUAGGUAAAUACUGGUCUAAUUUUGUGAAAUCUGGAAAUCCGAACAAAGGUGGAGCAUCCCCUCCCGCCAUCCAGUGGCCAAAUUACAAUAAUGCCACUAAUUUCUCCGCCCUACAGUUCUCCACGCCCCGUAACUACAUUGUAGUUAAUGUGAAACAGGAACUGUGUGAUUUCUGGGAUACCGUGGGGUACAGUGCUUAACGAGUACAUCCAUUUUACAUAAAUACUCAAUUUGUAAUAAAAUCUUUGUUUUAUUUA